AUGGUGUCGGUGAGUCGCUCCACGUUUGGGGCGCUGCCCUCCGGGGCAGGGACGGUGGAAAAGUUCCAGCUGCAGUCGGACCAGCUGCGCCUGGACGUCCUCUCCUGCUGCACCCUCUCGGCGCUGGAGGUCAAGGACCGAGGCCGCGCCGCCGACGUGGUUCUGGGCUUCGGCGACCUGGAAGGCUACCUGCAGAAGCAGCCGUACUUCGGAGCAGUGGUGGGCAGAGUGGCCAACCGGAUCGCCAAGGGCCGCUUCACACUGGACGGGCAGGAGUACCAGCUGCCCAUAAACCGAGAGCCCAACAGCCUGCACGGCGGCUUCCAGGGCUUCGACAAGGUGCUCUGGACCCCACAGCUGCUGCCCAACGGUGUCCAGUUCUCGAGGGUCAGCGUGGAUGGCGAGGAAGGCUACCCGGGGGAGCUGAAGGUCUGGGUGACAUACACCCUGGAGGGGUCCGAGCUCCAGGUCAACUACCGAGCACAGACCACACGGCCCACCCCGGUCAGCCUCACCAACCAUUCGUAUUUCAACCUGGCGGGCCAGGGGUCCCCCGAUAUAUAUGACCACGAAGUCACCAUCGCAGCUGAUGCCUACCUGCCGGUGGACGCCAACAUGAUCCCUACAGGAGAAGUGGUCCCGGUGCAGGGCACGGCCUUUGACCUCCGGACUCCAGUGCAGCUGGGGAGGCGCCUGCAGGAGCUGGGACUCCCCGGCUUCGACCACAACUUCUGCUUCGAGAGAUCCGGGGAGAAGCGUCUCUGUGCUCGGGUCCGCCACCCUGCCAGCGGUCGUGUGCUGGAGGUGUCCAGCACCCAGCCGGGGGUCCAGUUCUAUACGGGCAACUUCCUGGACGGUUCGCUGCGCGGCAAGGGUGGUGUCACCUACCCGAAGCACUCGGGCUUCUGCCUGGAGACGCAGAGCUGGCCUGACGCCGUCAACCAGCCUCACUUCCCCUCCACGCUGCUGAGGCCCGGCCAGGAGUACAACCACACCACGUGGUUCACGUUCUCGGUGGCCUGAGGAGGCGGCUGCACCCCUGGGAGCACCUGGC
Suncus etruscus (white-toothed pygmy shrew) is the source of this 1054-nucleotide messenger RNA. RefSeq names its product galactose mutarotase (gene GALM). The record is from RefSeq and is a predicted model, not a curated record. Gene Ontology annotation, biological process: beta-D-galactose catabolic process via UDP-galactose, Leloir pathway; glucose metabolic process. Gene Ontology annotation, molecular function: aldose 1-epimerase activity; carbohydrate binding. NCBI's taxonomy places the organism in Eukaryota, Metazoa, Chordata, Mammalia, Eulipotyphla, Soricidae.